Messenger RNA from Oncorhynchus keta (chum salmon), 3083 nucleotides. Its product is annotated as free fatty acid receptor 2-like. Gene Ontology annotation, cellular component: plasma membrane. The coding region runs from base 116 to 1123 and encodes 335 amino acids. The record is from RefSeq and is a predicted model, not a curated record. Gene Ontology annotation, biological process: cellular response to fatty acid; G protein-coupled receptor signaling pathway. Lineage: Eukaryota; Metazoa; Chordata; Actinopteri; Salmoniformes; Salmonidae. Gene Ontology annotation, molecular function: G protein-coupled receptor activity. The transcript is spliced from 2 exons.
CAUGAAGUACGUUACAUUGAGACAUUACCAUUAAAAGCACCGUUUAUUUGAAGCCAAGCGUUUACUCACCAUUUGACCAGGGGACGUUUGUGUGCGUGUUUGCUGACUGAGAACGAUGUCUGAGAAGGAAGUCAUGGAAAGAUACGGCCACAGCAGCCUGGUGCUUGUGGUCUACAUCAUCACCUUGCUGAUUGGCUUCCCCGCCAAUGUCGUGGCCUUUUACACCUUCAGCAAGAAGGUGAGGCAGAAAGCCAUGCCCGUCGACAUCCUGCUCCUCAACCUGACCAUCUCGGACCUCAUCUUCCUGCUCUUCCUGCCCUUCAAGAUCAAAGAGGUGGCGGACAACAUGAAAUGGAUCAUGCCCCACUUUCUGUGUCCAUUGACCAGCUUCGUCUUCUACACCACCAUCUACAACAGCACCUUCUUUCUGACCGCAAUCAGUGUCGAACGCUACCUGGGAGUGGCCUUUCCCAUCAAGUACAAACUAAAAAGACGGCCUUUGUACGCCACGGUGGCUAGCGUCUUCUUCUGGGCAAUCUCCAUGGCGCACAUUAGUAUUGUCUACAUCAUUCAAUAUUUCGACUAUUCCAACACCACCCGGGCAGACCCUUUGAACCUGGACAUGUGUUACGAGGAUUUCACCCCGGAGCAGCUGCAAGUCCUGAUACCUGUCCGUCUGGAGCUCUUCCUGGUUCUAUUCUGUGUACCUUUCUUUAUCUGCUGCUUCUGCUACAUCAACUUCAUCCGAAUCCUCUCUCAGCUGCCCAGCAUCAACCGCAAGAAGCGUCAGCGGGCCAUCGGCCUGUCUCUGGGGACCCUGCUGGUGUUUAUCGUCUGCUUCGCACCCUACAACUUGUCACACGUAGUGGGCUUUGUAAAGUGGGAGAGUCCCACUUGGCGGGUGGAAGCACUCUUGUCCAGUACCGUCAACGCCAGCUUGGACCCCAUCAUCUUCUACUUCUCCUCAGCGGCCCUCAGGUCUACCUUCCACCUCUUCAUGAAGAACCUGGUGGAGAGGAUACAGCGGUUGUUCUUCUGCAAUAAGGUCCUCUACUGCCCCCUGUUGUUCUGCUCCAGAACUCAGAAGGACAGCACACCAAGCACCAAUGACAGCUCCUUAUAGUGUACGUGUCAAACUCAUACCACAGAGGACUGAAUGUCUGCGGGUUUUCGCUCCUCCCUUGUACUUGAUGGAUGAAUUAAGCUCACUAAUUAGUAAAUAGCUCCCCUCACCUGGUUGUCUAGUUCUUAAUUAAAAAAUAAAACCUGCAGACACUAGCUCCUCCAUGGAAUGCGUUUGACACCCCUAUUAUAGUGUGUAGUCAAGCCAUAUGCUACACAUGCUAAAUGCUAGCCUGUUCAAUGUAUUUAUUGCACUUAGGUUCUUAUUGAAAAGACUGAGGACUUUGCUAUCUGUCUUUAUAAGUAGCCUAUACAUUAAUCAGUGCCAGUCGGUGCCAAUUAGGAUGAGGGAGGAUGCUACUUCUUUUUAUGAGCAUAGCCUUAUUUCUAUUACAGAAUAUUGGAUGACUGUCCUUCAUUUUCCAUUCCCCCAGCCCAAUGUAACAUCGAUAGUUUUGGGCUACUGUAUGAUAGUCAAAUUUGACCUAUACCCAUCAUGAGUUUGCAACAAACUAGCCUAUGAAUGAAAAUCUACAACGUAGGUGCAAAGGGUUGAGAGAAUUUUGAGUAACCAAGGUGAUUACUGCCUUGCACACUCUUACUUUCAUCUAGCUGACCAAGGGUGUAAUCAUUAGUCCAACAUUUGCAAAUGAGAGUUUCUAUUGGACAAAUUCAGGUAUGUUUAUCCCCUUUUUGUUCCAUUUGCUUCUGUUUAAUUAAGAAACAUUUUUCAACAGAAUCGGCGGAAUGAAUACACCCCUGAUCAUACGAAAACAGUUCACUUUCAAAGCAGCCUUAUGUCACAGCAUGAUCACUCACGUUGCUCGUUGUUUAUAUCAUUCCCAACUAUCCAUGCGCUUUCCUCCUCUCACCUUUUACCUUUGCUUGUGGACUUCAGUGCAUAACACCUGUCUGUGACCAGGGGGAAAAAAUAGUUUUCAAGCCAAACCUUCAUAUCAUGACUACUAACCGCUACAUACAGACUACAUCAUUGUCACCUCAUAGUCAAUAUAGCUAUAGUACUAGAACUAACGAGUUAGUAAACCCGGUACAAUCAUGCAGUACAGUGUACAGUCACAAAGCAGUUUAACAGUUCCACUGCGGGUGCUGGUGUUAAUAAAUUAUUCAAACCAAAAGCUUACCUAGAUUUGGAAGAGUUCCAGUGUUGAAUAGCCAAAGCCAGCAAGCUAACAUAGCAUCACUCUCUGUUUGAGCCAGGUGUUUGAGUAUGCUAAUCUAGCUAGCUGCAUCCAGCUAGCUUAAGUGAAUGUGAAGUUAAAAAAAUAUGAACAAAUAUAGCUAGCUAGUUCUCUCUCUCUUGCUUCUCUUUAAUAUUUCAAUCAAUACAUAUUUUCAAAACGGUUAAACUAUUCUCUCUUAGAGUCAACUAUUCACCACAUGUUAUGCACUGCUGUGCUAGCUAGCUGUAUCUUAUGCUCUCAGUACUAGAUUAAUUAUCUGAUCUCUUGAUUGGGUGGACAACAUGUCAGUUCAUGCUGCAAGAGCUCUGAUAGGUUGGAGGAUGUCCUCCGGAAGUUGUCCUAAUUACUGUGUCAGUCCAUGGACAGGGUGAGAACCAAGAGACUCCUAGGUUUUGCAUUGACGUCAAGGAAGCUGGCUGUCCUCCAGCUACACCAUGGUGCACUACAGAGUGCUGCUGAGGCUACUGUAGAACUUCAUUGUGUGUUUUAAUGAAUUAUUUGGUAACUUGAAUAUAUUUAGUAAAGUUUUAUCUAAACAUACAAACUUUUUAAAUGUUCCACUAUUAUCAUUUUAUGAAAUGUACUGAGGAGCAUGGUCCUCCCCUUCCUCAUCUGAGGAGCCUUCACUGACAUUAAUGUAUGUGUAGUAUGCAUUUAUAUGUGUAUUUAUAAGCUUUUGAAGGUUUUAUAUUAUUUCUGUUCCCCUUUAUUUUAUGACUUUUUUUUAGUGAUGACAUUAAAAUCUCUUUUUACAUCAUA